GAUUCCCACGACCUUUUCGCCAUUGACGUCGAUGUCGGGGACACUAGUGACCUGACACCAAUAUCCUCAAACUUCCACUACGGCUGUUCUAACGGAGAAAGGACGACCCAAUUGCGACUUGUGAUUACUGAAUUGCGAUAUCUCGCUUGCUGACUGUACAGAGGGGUUCCAAAAUGGGCAGUGUAACCCCGCGUGCCUCUCUGCUUUGGUCAGACGAAAUGGACUCUUACUUUGUCGACGAUGACGACGUUGAGCAGCAGCAGCUCAUCGACGGUGAUGACGAACUCGAUGAUGGGCGAACUCCGCUGGAUAGAACGAUAGACCGCAUUGGUAUGGGCAGCUACCAAUGGACGCUUCUGUCGCUGUGCGGUUUCGGUUGGAUGGCCGAUAAUAUGUGGAUUCAAGCAGUGGCUAUCAUACUACCACGCGUGCAGCUUCACUAUGCCGUACCGGACAGCUACAUUGGCGCCGUGUCCUCCUCAUUAUUCUGUGGCAUGAUGUUUGGCGCAGUGGGUUGGGGGACCUGUUCCGACCUCAUGGGUCGAAGCACCGCGUUUAACGCCACGUUGUUCUUUACUUCACUUUUUGGGCUAUUAGCCUCCUUAUCCUGGUCGUACACGUCUUUAUGCACCCUUCUCUUCUUGCUGGGCACAGCUGUGGGCGGUUCAAUGCCCACUGAUGGCACUCUACUUUUGGAACACAUGCCAAAAGGGAAGCAAUACCUGGUGACUGCAUUGUCAGUCUUCUUCUCCUUUGGUGCCGUCCUGUCUGCUAUCGUAGCUCUGCUCAUUGUACCUCACCAUUCGUGUUCACCGGCGCCGGCUGGAUGCGAUGUCGAUGUAGAAAAUCAGGGAUGGAAAUACCUUCUCAUUACAUUGGGUCUCAUUACACUAAGCAUGUUCUCGGCCCGAAUGGUCUUCUUCCGGCUGCACGAGUCGCCUCGUUUCCUAGUACAUGCUGGGCGUCAUCAAGAAGCCGUCGAGUCGCUGCAAAUGAUAGCAAGAUUCAAUGGCGCUCCCCUUUCUCUCGACCUCGACGAUGUAGACGACAUUCGGCGCAGUGUAGAUCAAACCCCGGCUGUGACUCCGGAUGCGCGACCUACAGGCGAUGACGGCACCAAUUCUCCCACCAGAGUUGUGGACUAUCACUCGACGGGAGAAUCUCCGGCGCAGCAGCUCGAGUCGCAUUCUUUCGCGACUCCGACGAUCCCGCAACAAGAGCCUCCUUCGCCCAAGGAAGAUGUCGAACCGAUAGCCCGACCACGCCGAGUCUCGUCACGCCCUACCUCCCGAUCUCGAACGCGAACGUCGUCUGUGUACGAGAAGCAGCUAUAUAGUCUCCUGCCAAGUUGGCUGAGACGUCCUCUAUGGGCAUGGUGGGAUCGGAUUCUGAUGGUUCUUACUCCGGAGUGGUUGAGAACAACAUUGCUUGUGUGGGCAGCCUGGUGCGCUAUGUCUCUCGCUUAUACCCUAUUCAACGUCUUUCUCCCAAAACUCCUCGAGACUGGUAAAGACUCAUCUGGGGAGGCUACAAAGUCACUAGAAGAUAGUUUAUGGGAUGUGGUAAUAUUUACUAUUGGCGGCUGUCCUGGAGCUAUUAUUGGUGCAUAUAUGAUAGAAUCCCGUCUCGGCCGUCGUUGGUCGUUGGCUGGGAGCACGUUUGUGACAGCUAUUUUCUGCGUGGUGUUUGUAAUGGUGGAAUCAUCAUGGGCAGUUAGAGCAAGUACUGUUGGAAUCAGCCUCAGUGCGACAACGAUGUGGGCGGUGUUAUAUGGCUGGACCCCAGAGAUAUUUGGCACGAAAGUUAGAGGGACGGCGUGUGGGAUCGCGUCUGCACUGUCGCGAAUUGGAGGAAUGAUAGCUCCUCUGGUCGGUGGAAUGCUUUUAAUGAUUGAUAGGGCGGUGCCUGUUUACACCAGCAUUGUUGUGUUCGUGAUUGCAGGAGUUUGCGUGCUAUUUCUGAAAGAGCGCGAAGGACGUAGUAUGACUAAAGACAGUGAGAGAGUAGUUGUACACUAGGACAGUGUAAUCAUCCUAAUCUAUCGUGUA
This is a messenger RNA of Desarmillaria tabescens, 2048 nucleotides long. Its product is annotated as MFS general substrate transporter. The transcript is spliced from 13 exons. NCBI's taxonomy places the organism in Eukaryota, Fungi, Basidiomycota, Agaricomycetes, Agaricales, Physalacriaceae. Gene Ontology annotation, biological process: transmembrane transport. Gene Ontology annotation, cellular component: membrane. The record is from RefSeq and is a predicted model, not a curated record. Gene Ontology annotation, molecular function: transmembrane transporter activity. The coding region runs from base 174 to 2018 and encodes 614 amino acids.